AAAACAUUUCUUAAGCUUUGUAUCAAAACCAUUUCGAUAGGUCAUGAGCGAAUUGUUGAAGUGCUACUUAAAAACGGAGCAAAUGUGAACGAUCAAAAUGACGACGGAGAAAGUGCCUUGAUUUGGGCUUCGAUUCAAGGUCACUCAAAUGUUGUUGAGUUACUGAUAAAGAAUGGUGCAGAUUUUAAUUUAAAAAAUAAGCACGGAAAUUCACCAAUACAUGGUGCCGCAUAUUACGGUCAAGAGCGAGUUAUUGAGCUUCUACUCAAAAACGGAUCAAAUGUGAACGAUCAAAAUAAGGAUGGAGAAACUGCGUUGUAUUUGGCUUCGGAAAGAGGUCACUCAAAUGUAGUUGAGUUAUUGAUUAAGAAUGGAGCAGAUAUUAAUGUGAAAGAUGACGUCGGAUGGUCACCAAUUUAUGCAGCAGCUUUAUAUGGACAUGAACGUGUUGUUGAAUUAUUGAUCACAAAUGGUGCCCUUGUAAAUAUCAAGAAUCAGAUCAGAUGGACACCUUUAAUGGCUGCCGCUAGAGAAGGUUAUGAGCGAAUUGUUGAAACUCUACUUGAAAACGGAGCAAAUAUCAACGAUCCAAAUAACAUAGGAGAAACUGCCUUGUAUUGGGCUUCGGGUAGAGGUCAUUCAAAUAUUGUUGAGUUAUUGAUUAAGAAUGGUGCAAAUAUUAAUUUCAAAGAUAAAUACCAAUGGACAGCAAUUUAUAUAGCUUCUUCCAAUGGUCACUUAAAUGUUGUUGAGUUAUUGAUUAAAAAUGGCGCAGAUAUUAAUUUGAAAGAUAACAACGGAUGGUCACCAAUAAUUGCCGCCGCUCGAAAAGGUCAUGACGGAGUUGUUGAAGUUCUACUAAAAAACGGAGCAAAUAUGAACGAUCGAAAUAAUAACGGAGAAACUGCCUUGUAUAUGGCUUCGGAAAUAGGUCACUCAAAUGUAGUUGAACUAUUGAUUAAGAACGGUGCAGAUAUUAAUUUGAAAGAUAUCGAGGGAGGGCCACCAAUUUACGCAGCUUCUGUAAAUGGACAUGAACGUGUUGUUGAAUUACUGAUCACAAACGGUACCCUUGUAAAUAUCAAGAAUAAGUACGGAUAUUCACCAAUACAUGGUGCUGCAGAUAAAGGCCAUGAGCGAGUUAUUGAAGUGCUACUUAAAAACGGAGCAAAUGUCAACGAUCAAAAUAUCGAUGGAGAAACGGCAUUGUUUUGGGCUUCGAAAGAAGGUCACUCAAAUGUGGUUGAGAUUUUGCUUAAGAAUGGCGCAGAUAUUAAUUUGAAAGAUAACAACGGAUGGUCACCAAUAAUUGGCGCCGCUCAAGAAGGUCAAGAGCGAGUUAUUGAGCUUCUACUCAAAAACGGAUCAAAUGUGAACGAUCAAAAUAACGAUGGAGAAACUGCGUUGUAUUUGGCUUCGAAAAGAGGUCACUCAAAUGUAGUUGAGUUAUUGAUUAAGAAUGGAGCAGAUAUUAAUUUGAAAGAUAACAACGGAUGGUCACCAAUUUGCGCAGCUUCUGUAAAUGGACACGAACGUAAUGUUGAAAUACUGAUCACAAAUGGUACCCUUGUAAAUAUCAAGAAUAAGAUCGGAUAUUCACCAAUACAUGGUGCUGCAGACAACGGCCAUGAGCGAGUUAUUGAAGUGCUACUUAAAAACGGAGCAAAUGUCAACGAUCAAAAUAACGAUGAAGAAACGGCAUUGUUUUGGGCUUCGAAAGAAGGUCACUCAAAUGUAGUUGAGCUUUUGCUUAAGAAUGGCGCAGAUAUUAAUUUGAAAGAUAAUAACGGAUGGUCACCAAUAAUUGGCGCCGCUCAAGAAGGUCAAGAGCGAGUUAUUGAGCUUCUACUCAAAAACGGAUCAAAUGUGAACGAUCAAAAUAAGGAUGGAGAAACUGCGUUGUAUUUGGCUUCGGAAAGAGGUCACUCAAAUGUAGUUGAGUUAUUGAUUAAGAAUGGCGCAGGUAUUAAUUUGAAAGAUAACAACGGAUGGUCACCAAUUUACGCAGCUUCUGUAAAUGGACAUGAACGUGUUGUUGAUUUACUGAUCAUAAAUGGUGCUCUUGUAAAUAUCAAGAAUCAGAACAGAUGGACACCUUUAAUGGCUGCCGCUCAAGAAGGUCAUGAGCGAAUUGUUGAAGUGCUACUUAAAAACGGUGCAAAUGUCAACGAUAAAAAUGACGACGGAGAAACUGCCUUGUAUUUGGCUUCGCGUAAAGAAAAUAGGAAAAUAAUUGAACUUCUAAGUAUUCGGCCCUCAGAAAAUGCCUGUGUCCGCCAUUCAACGGAUCGUAUUGUAACUGUUGAAUUGGUCCCAGACGAUGAAAAUCCACAGAUUUUUGUAUUUGCAAGAAAUUAUUCAGGGGAUCGAAGUUUUAAUGGUGAAUUAGCUGAAAAUAAUGAAUUCCCUUGGAUGGCAGCAUUGGUCUAUUUCGACGAGGAUUAUAAGGUGUCCUUCGAUUGUGGUGGUACAAUCAUUUCGAACAAAUUUGUGCUGACGGCAGCACACUGUAUGAGUCGGAGACAACCGAUAAUGGUUCGAAUGGGAAGGGUGUCUUUGAAAAACGGAAAUAAUGACGCAAUUAAAGCAACUAAUCAUGAAAUUGAGGGGAUCAUCGUUAACCCACGUUAUGAUCGUGACACGAAAGUGAAUGACAUUGCUUUGAUUCGGGUCAAAAACACAAUCCAAUUUUCAAGUUACAUUAGGCCAGCUUGCUUACAAACAAAUUUGCAUGACAUACCAUCGGAUGUGAAGCUCACUGUAACCGGCUGGGCAACUACAUCAGCUGAACAGAAUGUGCAAUCAGAGAUCCUGCUCAAAACGGAAUUGAUUACGAUGCCCCUAUCGGAAUGCAACUCAACAAUGAUGGAAUGGAAUCGUGAGCCAAAUUUGCCAACACAUCGAAACGGUCUGAUUCAAGGACAGUAUUGUGCACAUGACCCUCAAGGAAAAAACGACACUUGCUACGGAGACACUGUUGGGCCAUUGCAAUAUUUCCCAAACAAUGAAACAUCGCUGGCCACGGUGGUUGGCAUUGUAUCGUUUGGUCAAAGCUGUGGUCUUGCUUUAUCAACCAUUUUCACUAGGGUCGCAUAUUACUUGGACUGGAUCGAAGGAAUUGUUUGGCCCAACGUAUAAGGCACCAAAUGAUUUGAAUUUGGAUGAACGAAAACACUUUUAAUGAAUAAUUUUUUUUAGUUCUCUUUCUCAUU
This is a messenger RNA of Contarinia nasturtii (swede midge), 3212 nucleotides long. RefSeq names its product ankyrin repeat domain-containing protein 50-like. Gene Ontology annotation, biological process: proteolysis. NCBI's taxonomy places the organism in Eukaryota, Metazoa, Arthropoda, Insecta, Diptera, Cecidomyiidae. Gene Ontology annotation, cellular component: cytoplasm; nucleus. The transcript is spliced from 28 exons. Gene Ontology annotation, molecular function: serine-type endopeptidase activity; protein binding. The coding region runs from base 517 to 3138 and encodes 873 amino acids. The record is from RefSeq and is a predicted model, not a curated record.